Drosophila innubila is the source of this 9512-nucleotide messenger RNA. RefSeq lists its product as uncharacterized. Gene Ontology annotation, biological process: regulation of transcription by RNA polymerase II. The transcript is spliced from 21 exons. The record is from RefSeq and is a predicted model, not a curated record. Bases 287 to 6568 code for a protein of 2093 amino acids. Gene Ontology annotation, cellular component: nucleus. Lineage: Eukaryota; Metazoa; Arthropoda; Insecta; Diptera; Drosophilidae. Gene Ontology annotation, molecular function: transcription coregulator activity; double-stranded DNA binding; protein binding.
CGUGUGCUAUUUGUGAGUGUGUGUGUGUGUUUUGUGCGUCGAGCUGAAAAUGAAAAAUGGAAAAUGCAAUUAACAUUUAACAUUUAACAGCGAACGCAGUUCAGUUAAUGUUAAAAUGCAGUGUUUAUUUUAAGAGAGGCCAGGUGUCGAAAGGGGCUGGUGGAAGGGAGAGAAGGCAGUGGCAGUGGGAGGGGGAAGGAAGGCACAUGGAAAACGAGCCUAAACAAAUUGCUUUUCCCGCUUUUCCGUCGCUGUCCGCUCGUCGUAGCCGUUGUUGUUGUUGGUCAUGAAUCUAAAUCUCAAUCUCAAUCUGCAGCAAAGCAAUAUAAAGAAUGGCCUAAGCCGUUUUAGCCUGGUCAAAUCGCAGAGCAGUGGCAAACUGAGUCUUAGCAAUGAGGUCGAUGCUGCAGCAGCAACAACAACAGCAACAAAAACGACAACAACUAGUUUACGUGCUGCCAAACUCAAGAUCGAGGCAAUGCAACAACAGCAACAGCAGCAACAACAACAACAGAAACAGAGCAACAUUAUUUUGUUGCGUGGCACACGCAAUGAAAAUGGCCAGAUCAUAAUACAGAAUAAACAGGAUAUACUUAGUCUGAUUAGCGAGCAGCAGCAACAACAGCAACAACAACAGGAUAAAGCCACGGCCAUAACACUUAAUCAAUUGCCAACAACAACAACUGUGGCACGCAAAACUAUCGUGCAAACAUCGACAACAAGCAACAAUUCUUCUGGCAGCAUUUCCAUAGUCUCCAGCAGUGGCAAGGAAUCGAAUACGAUACUCUUGCAAACGCCGAUUAAUGCCAGCCAAUUGGAGAGUGUGCUCAAGGCUCAAAACACAGCAGCAACAAAGCAACAACUCAACAACAACAACAGCAGCAACAACAACACUAAGCUCAUCGAACGUCCUUUUUUGCUUAAACAUGCAUCUCGCAGUCUCAGCUCGGAGAGCAACUGUGAGAGCAAAUCUCCGUUUGUGCUGCAGACGCUCAAGCGACUGGAGAAAUCGCAAUCGAUACUUGUCAUACGCAACUCGACAUCGACGACAGAUCGAGCGGCAGUUGCAAGCACAGCGAUCGAUAAUAAGAGUCACAAUGUUGCAACAUCGCAGCUGCAACAACAACAACAUCAUGUGUUGAGCGUCACACGCACCGCCAAAGCAUCAAAGGCUGUGGCUGCGACAUUGCACAAACUGAAGGCACCACAAAGCAAUGUUGUUGCAACUGCAACUGCAACGACAACUGCAACAUCUGCAACAACAAUUUUGAGACUAAGCAAGAGCGUCAACAAGCAAGUGACAACAACAGCAACAGCAACAACAACAGCAGCAGCAACAGCAACAACAACGUCGGUGGCAACAUCUAAUAAACUUGCCACAACAGCAAUGGAGCAGCAAACGAAUGUGCCACUUGGGAGCGAUGGCGAACCUAUCAAACUGCCCGACAAUUUGGAGAGCCUGCCAAGAGCCGACAGUUUUCCAUCGCAACGCCAUCGUUGGAAUACAAAUGAGGAAAUCGCGGCGAUUCUUAUCAGCUUUGAUAAGCACAGCGAAUGGCAAUCAAAAGAAGUCAAAACACGACCUAAGAGCGGUUCCCUGCUGCUUUAUUCCAGAAAGAAGGUGCGAUACAGACGUGAUGGUUACUGCUGGAAGAAGCGCAAGGAUGGAAAGACAACACGCGAGGAUCACAUGAAAUUAAAAGUACAAGGCACUGAGUGCAUCUAUGGUUGUUAUGUACACUCGGCCAUAUUGCCCACAUUUCAUCGCAGAUGUUACUGGCUUUUACAGAAUCCGGAUAUUGUUUUGGUGCAUUAUCUGAAUGUGCCAUAUCCGGAUGAUAAUAAAAUGGCCGUCAUUGCGCCGAGCAUAACACUCUGGGGCGAUAAGAAGGAAUGGACCAAGGAGGAGUUGGUCAGUCAACUGAAGCCUAUGUUAUCUACAGUGAACUCGGAUGAAGAUUCGGACUCGGGAAAUGAUAUAGAAAUAUCGACUGCAGAGACAGUGGAGUCGAUUGUCUGUCAGCUGAUGGAGAAGCAGCGUCUGUCGCGACAGGCGGCGUUGGUGAAGCAACUCGAUUGCGGCUGUGGGGAUGCAACUUGUGCCGAUGGCAAGACUUGCACACACCCUGUAAUGCGACGCACGGGCAUAUUGAAGUCGGUGUCGGAAAAGCGGGCAAAUGAUGCCUACAAUGGACAAAAUGGCACACCCAAUGUUGUCGUGGCCAGCAAGCUCUAUUCGCGUUGGUCGGAGCGUCAUAGGCAAAGAGAGGCGGCAUUGCAUUUGGAUAAUCCGCACUCGCAGUUCCACAAUGCCACGCAACAGUUGCCACAAGAGUCGGCAAUCAAAUUCCAAAUCAUUCCGCAGCAACAGCAGCAACAACAGCAGCAGCAACAGACAGAUAACAGCAACUAUCAGCAGCAAUAUCGUGGUGCCAAUCAAAUGUUGGCCACAAGAAGCAAUCUGAUAAUACAGCAGCAGCAGCAGCAACAUCAACAAUAUCAACAACAGCAACAACAACAGCAGCAACAACAACAGCAACAGCAACAACAACAGCAGCACUUGAACUUGCAACGUUUUGUGGCCAGUCACAAUCAGAGCAAUCAAAGUCAUAAUCAUAAUAACAACAGCAACAACAACAACAACAGCAGCAAUACAGCACAUUUAAAUCAUCGCCUGCAAAUUGCCAAUACAACAAUAACAGCAACAACAAGAGAGGCGGCAGCAGCUGCUGCAGCUGCAACAACAACAACAAUUGCCUCAAAUAUCAUGGAUACAGAACUAAUUGAAAAUCCGGCCACAAAAAUAAGCCACAACAGCAAUAACAGCAGUAAGCAAUUAACAGCAAUAAUAACAACAGCAGCAGCAGCAGCAGCAACAACAACAACAAGAGACACUGCAACAGCAACAGCAACACAAACAAACAACGAAUUAAAUAUCGUAAAUAAUAAUGGAAGCAGCAAUAACUUUGUAUACAAUCAACAGCAGCAACAACAAGUGAAUGCUGUUAGCAGCAACAACAACAACAGUCAGCAGCAGCAUUAUUAUAAAUUGCAACAGACAACAACAACAGCAGCAGCAGCAACAACAACCCCCAACAACAAUAUGCAACCCCCAGUUGAAGCCAUGUGCAUGUCACCAGAGCAUCAACUGAGCAGCGGGGGCAGCAACAACAGCAGCAACAACAGCAACAGCAAUAGCAAUCACCUCAGAGCAACAGCAACAACGUCUUCCGCUGGCAACACUCCUUCCACGUCAGCAACCACAUCCACCUCGAGUUCCUUACAGUCGAUUAUCGAUGGCAAUCAGCAGCAACAAAUUUCAACCUCACCAGCAACAACAACAACAACAUCAGCAGCUGCAGCAGCAGCAACAUCAGCCACAGCAGCAACAACAGCAACAACAAAUUGUGAUUAUUUAAUGAGCUCCAAUGCGCUCGCUGAGCUGGAGUUGGGCGAGCAGCAACAGCAACAUCAACAGCAGACAACAAGGAGCUACAACAGCAAUAACAACAACAACAACAACAACAGCAACAACAGCGUCAACAAUCAGGCUACGGCCAACAUACAUAAUGGUUGUGCAAACUUUAGUGCUUCCAGUGAUAACAGCAGCCAAAUUAGCGCCAGCGAUGACAGCAACUUUGGCGCCAACAACAGCAACAGCAACAACAAUCAGAGCAACAACAACAGCAGCAACAACAACAACGAAGAAGAAACACCAACGGAAACGUUGAGUUUCUUCAAUGAAACUUUAGAUCUCUCUCAUGAAGAUAUACAACGUACACUUAUAGCCAAUAUGCCGUACAACAACAACAACAGCAACAAUGCAACAACGACAACAGCAACUGCAGCAGCAACAGCAAAAACUACAGCAGCAGCAACAACAGCAACAACUGAACAGCAACAACAACAACAGGCAAUCAAUGUAGAAUCCCCUCAAGCUGAGGAUGAAGACACCGCCGAUGUCUUUGCCAAUUUGGAUGCAUUUGAUAUGCUCGUCGAAUUUCCGGAACUCGAUUUGGAUGAUAAGCAGGCAUUGAACAACACUGCUUUGGAACAGGAGCAACAUCAUGGCCAGAAUUUGCAAUCCUCAUAUUUAGAUUCAUCACAUUCAUCACAAACUCAACGAAAGCUGCUCAACAUUUGUGAUUUUAGUCCCGAAUGGUCCUACACUGAGGGCGGUGUUAAGGUCCUUGUCGCAGGUCCUUGGACAAGUGAUGGCGGCUGUUAUACGGUUCUAUUUGACGCUCAACCUGUGCCCACGGUGCUCGUUCAAGAGGGCGUUCUCCGUUGCUAUUGCCCCGCCCAUGAGGCAGGUUUGGUCACACUGCAAGUGGCAUGCGGCGGUUUCUUGGUCUCCAGCUCAGCAAUGUUCGAGUAUAAGCUCUCACUGCUCGCCGAUGCUCCCUUCGAUGCCAGCAGCUCCAACGAUUGCCUCUACAAGUUCACGCUCCUCAAUCGUCUCUCCACCAUCGACGAGAAACUGCAGCUCAAAGUGGAGAAUGAACUGGCGACGGAUCAGACAGCACUUUAUCUGGAGCCCAAUUUCGAGGAGAAACUCGUAGCCUAUUGUCACCGGCUGAUGAAACACGCCUGGAACACACCGAGCACCGUUGCCAGCUGGAGUGUUGGACUUCGGGGCAUGACAUUGCUCCAUUUGGCAGCUGCACUUGGAUAUGCCAAGUUGGUGGGUGCCAUGCUCAAUUGGCGUGCCGAGAAUCCACAUAUCAUACUCGAAACGGAGCUGGAUGCACUCAGUCAGGAUGUGCACGGAUUUACACCAUUGGCCUGGGCCUGUGUGCGUGGACAUUUGGAGUGCACCAUGUUGCUCUACAAAUGGAAUCACAAUGCGCUGAAGAUCAAGACACAGGCACAACAAACACCUCUGGAUUUGGCCAGUCUCAAGGGCCACAAACAAUUGUUAUCACAACUCUGUCGCAUGGAGCGGGAGCGUUGUCGCAAACCUCAUCCACGUGGAGGUCUCGCAAAUCUCUCCAUGAACCUGGCCAAUGAGACGGCCUCUGAGGAUCCCAACUACAGUGUCUACGAAUUGGAAUUUCAGCGCAGACACGACGGUGUCUUCCUGCGUCCUUCCGUUGCUUUACACAGUAAUCAAAGUCCGCCCAAUAACAACAGUCGCUACUCGAAGCGUUCCUCAAUCGACAGUGGUAUCAAUAUGGAUAUGCGCAGCAAAUCCGGCAAACCUUUAGCUCGACUUCAUGGCAACUUUGAUGGACAUGAUAAUUAUGCAUUGGGCGUGGACUCGCCAUUGGAUUCGCUUUCCGGCAAUAAUUGCUCGGGAUUAUUGUCACCGUUGCGUAAAAUGGACUUUGCAUUGUGCGAGGUAUCCACGGGCGAGUCGAGUCCCAUACAAGCAAUCGAUAAAGAUAUCGAUUGCAUCGAUGACAAUUCGACGAGUGUAACCGAUGACACCAUUAAUAAUGAGCUCAACGAUGCCGUUGUAGGGGAUUCGGAUGCCAAGGUGCUGACGCUGGCGGAGCACAUCAUUGCAGCGAUGCCAGAGAGGAUUAAGAACGAAGCUGAUGAGAUGAUGGUCUUGGGCAGUCCGCUCACUGAACCGCUCACCUCGGAGUCAUCGGCUUUAACGGAUAGCUUUAUGGAUCCUUUGCUGGACUCGCUGCCGAAUACGCAUUUCGAUAGCGACUUUAGCUUUGAUUUUCACGAUCACAGCUAUCGUUAUCACGAUGUCAGCACUCCCUGUUCCAGUCUAAGUCCGGCUAGCUCGGGUCCAUUGCAAUCUCCAGCCAGCUAUUCUAUACUGGGCACAGAUCCCUCUGUCAGUUCGCCGAGUCCGCCGCCAUCGACGAAGCAACUAACAGAAUUCCUGCAUGCCUCGAGUAUUUCACAAUAUCCCUUCGAGGCGGACUUUUCGAAACUAACGUUAACCGACACCGAGCAGAGGGAAUUAUACGAAGCAGCCAAGUGCAUACAGAAAGCCUAUCGAUCCUACAAAGGACGCCAGAAGUUGGAAGAGCAGAACAAGGAGCGCACAGCCGCCAUUGUUAUUCAGAAUUAUUAUCGGCGCUAUAAGCAGUACGCCUACUACAGGCAGAUGACAAAUGCCGCCUUGGUUAUCCAACACGGUUAUCGCUCCUAUCGCCGGAACAAGCGCUUCAAGAAGUCCCAGCACACUACGAGCGGACUGGGAAUGGGCAUGGGACUGGUAACUGGCAGUGAUCAUGGCAGCGUUAGCAGCAACUCACAGUGCCUGUCCAGCUUCUAUGAUCACUACAAGCAGGAUCAGCAGCAGCAGCAGCAGAUCGACCUGAGCUCACAGCCCAGCACGCCCAAGGAGACGAGUCCAUCAGGUCCCUUGAAGCGCACUUAUUCGCAGUCUACACAGAAUCAGGCUGCACGCAAAAUACAACAGUUCAUGAGACAAUCACGCAUCAAACUACAGAGAGAGCGAGCCGAAAAAGAGAAGCUGGUGCACCAACGCAGGGCGGAAUACCUUCAAAACUUGCAGUUUCAAGGGCAGCAGGAAAUGUUAAUUUGCCAUAGUGAAAAUGGCAAUCAGCAGCUGCUGGAACAGAUGCAAUCCAAUCAAUGAGCGCAACUUGCAACUGAGUGAACUUUAACUUAAUAUCUAAGAAUCGAGAUAAAACUAUGUUCAAUAAGAAUUUAUUAAUAGCUUUAACAACUGAGUGAAACUUUCUACUUUCAUAAUAAUUGUUUAUUAAGACACACACCAGCACCUCUUGUAGUGGAACUUUGUUUCUUACUCCGUAUAUCUAGAACAGUAUAUACCCAUAUACAAAUAUAUAUAUAUAUGAUUAUACAGAUACAGAUAUAAUUAGUAGCAAGAUUUGCACUUUUAUUCAUUUGCAUAACGAAUUUUAACAUAUACUAUAUGCAUGUAAUAACUAUGAAACUUUUUCGACUCUUUUUUUUGAAAAUGAAAACGAAAACGAAUUCUGUAAUUUAAAUUGAAAUUAAAACUUUGUAGUUUAUAGAUUUUAUAUACUAUAUAUAUCUUCGGAAAGAAGAGAGAGCUCCAAGCAGUUAAAGAACUAACUACUUUUCCAUUUGUCAACUCAAAAGAACUUAUUAACGAAGCCUUCGAAAAAACAAAACUUUUUAACUCCAAGUGUAGUGAAAUAUACGAUUAAAAUAUAUAAAAAUAUAAAUAAUAUAUUAUAUCAAUAUUAAACAAAUAGUUACAUUUGUAUAUAAUUAGGUAUAAUUGAACUUCUAACUAAAUACUAUAACUAUAAUUAUAUGCUAGUCUAUUUAAAUGUAUUAUCUGCGAACUAAGCUUGUUUCUAAAACAGCCCGUCAGCCUGUAUCAAAAAUAUAUAUGGUAUCUAAAGCAUUAAUUCUCGAUUUUAUAAUACACUAUCUAUAGUAAUAUUAACUGACUAAAAGCUCAGCUCUAUUGUCCAAAUGUUGUUGUUGAUUUCUAAAAUCGGAGCCAGCUGUAGAUACAUAUGUUUAUCAUGUUAAAAACACUACUAGUUGACUCUUUUUUUUGUGUUUAUUUUAACUAUAUAAGUACUUUAAAAUGCUAUGCUAAUUUGUUCAACACAAGUACUUAAAUCCAAUGUGUUUUUGUAGCCUAGCAAUAAAUAUAGAUAAAAGAAAGAAAAUAAAAUGAAAUAAAUCCCUAUGCUCGCCAAUAUUAAUGCAUGCAAAUAGAAAAAAGCGUAAAUGGCUGAAAUUAAAUAAUUGUUCAACUUUAAGCUGGCCUGCUAAAUGCAAUAAUAAUAAUAAUACUAGUUAAUAUAUAGCGCCGGUUGAACACGAAACAUUUUUCAAACUAAAUGUAACAAUACAAGAAUUUUUGUAAAUUAUUUUUGUCCGUCCACAUUGUUAGCUUUCAUAAAACAUAACAAGUAAAUAAACAAACAAAUAUACACGAUUAUAUACAAUAUAAUUAAACUGCAUAUACCAAAUAGUGAGAGUCACUUUUUAAGUAGUCAUAACUAACAUUUAUUGGCUGAAAUAUAUAAAUAUUGUAUAAUUGGUUCUGAAGAUCGUUUAGCUAAAAGAUAACUCGGAACCUCGGCAUAAAAGUACAUACAAUUUAUAUAGACAUACCUCCAGCACAAGCCUCAGACAUCAGAUAAAAAAUAUGGAACAGAUCAUUGUCGUAUAAGACAGUAUGACAGAGAGAAAUACACUUUGAUUUCUUGAAAAUUGUAUCAAAUUAAAUUCAUUUUCAAAGCACACUUGUUGAUGGCGAAAAACGUAGCCAAUUUUAGAACUAUGCAAUUGUUAACUACUCGUAUUUAACUAUUAACUAUGUUUAAACUUAUUUGCACUACUCUCUUCACUUUAAUUGCAUUUUUUCCUCUCCUCGUUUUGUAUGUUCUAAACAACUUCUUAUUAUGUACUUAUGUAUUAAUUGAUACUAAUCUGAAAUGAAGACUAAAAAGAUUUCUCUACUUAAUGACUUAUAAAAAUUGCAAUCAAUUUUAGGGCAAAUUAAAAAAAAUGUGACGCUCGUUUUGUUACUCGUUAGUCAGAGUGUAAAAAAAAGCGAUUUGCAAUAUUUGCACAUAUUUGCAUAUAUAUAUAAAUACUAUAUAUAUCUAUACUUAAUACAACUACACUCACACACACAGCAGUCACCAUACCUGAGUGUGUUUAAACUCUAUAGUCUAAAAACUGAAAACAUAAAUAAAUGAAGAAAAAUGCCAAAAGGCAAAGAAAAACUUAAAGUACCUUAAGCCAAUUGGCACUAAAACUAAAAACUAAAAUCUAAUAACAAAUUAAUUAUAAUACAAAAAAAAAAAAAAACUAUAUACUAUCAUAAAAUUACAACUAUCGUAAAUUAGUACAUCAAUAUUUACAGGUUAACACUGAAUUAUGAAAGCCCUUACUAGUUUUCUUAGAACUUCUUUUUCAACUGUUUUUAAGGCAUGACUAUAAACACUUUAAAAAAACAAAAAACACAACACCAAUUGUUGAUAUUCGAUAAAUUUUAUACUUGCAAUUUAUUAUAGCUAAAGUAACGUAAAUAUUUGGUAGUCACAUAUCUGUUUGGACAAUUGGAGACACUUUCCAAGGAAAUAAUAAAACAUGUUGUAUAACUUCUCCAACUCUAAAAAUCUUGCAAUGUCAAAAUGAAACACUAAACACUAAACACCAAAUACUACUUAAUAAUUAUGUUGUUUAAUUCGAUAUGAAUUUCGCACCAGACUUAGAAGAUGAAACUGUUAACUCAACUCUUAUGUCACCAAACAGCGUAACCUUUUUAUUAAAUAUUAUUAUAUACCAACAAAUAAAACGAAAAAUAAUAAAAAAAAAAAAAAAAAUACCCUAACCAAAAUAUUCAAACAUAUAACUAUAUACCUAUAAAUAUAUACUUAUACAUAUAUAUCGAAAUUUAAAUAUACAAAAACAGCAACAACAAGAUGAAUGAAGAUUAACGUUGUUAAAUAAACGUAUUACGUAUUAUUAUAUGAAUGCUAUAUUGUAAAACGACUUUCCAGUUUAUGUAAAAUUGUAAUUACAUUCAAUAAAGUUUAAUUCAACACUUUAGUUGAACUAAA